This is a messenger RNA of Osmerus eperlanus (European smelt), 4346 nucleotides long. RefSeq names its product Ca2+-dependent activator protein for secretion b (gene cadpsb). Gene Ontology annotation, cellular component: glutamatergic synapse. NCBI's taxonomy places the organism in Eukaryota, Metazoa, Chordata, Actinopteri, Osmeriformes, Osmeridae. Gene Ontology annotation, biological process: positive regulation of exocytosis; synaptic vesicle exocytosis; dense core granule exocytosis. The coding region runs from base 233 to 4273 and encodes 1346 amino acids. The transcript has 31 exons. The record is from RefSeq and is a predicted model, not a curated record.
CAUUGACGAGUGCAGGCGGAGACUGUGUCUUUGCGCGCAGCAUCACGGAUUUCUCAGAGCAUCAGACGUAGCCUAUUCUCUGCAUCACGUAGAAAACCGUAUAGAAUUAAGAUAACGUUUCGAAACCAGGGUCAAGUUAUUCAGAAUCGACCUUUUAGAAAGGACAUUUUGGCUGAAUUCCUUACACAUCGACCAAUUUCAGUCAGUUAUCUUCAUCCUCUUUAGGGACAAGAUGUUGGAUCCAUCGUCCAGCGAGGAGGAAUCGGAUGGGAUAGUGGAGGAGGAAAGCAAGGAGGUGAUGGCACCCCAGGCCGGAUCCCGCAUAUCUCCAAGCAGGACCAGCGAGAGCUCUGGCGGACUGGCGCCGAGCAGCAGUCGCAGCAGCGCCCGACCGACUAGUCCGAGUCCGUCGGCUGCCAGUGAGCACGAAAAACAGGAGGUGGAGAAUUUGCAAAGGGAGGAAGAGGAGCGUAAAAAGAAGCUCCAGCUUUAUGUCUUUGUAAUGCGGUGCGUCGCCUAUCCAUUCAAUGCAAAACAGCCCACUGACAUGGCACGGCGACAACAGAAGAUAACCAAGCAGCAACUGGAGCAGACCAAGGGCCGCUUCCAGGCCUUCCUCAAUGGGGACACUCAGAUUGUGGCUGAUGAGGCUUUCAUCAAUGCUGUUCAGAGCUACUACGAGGUGUUCCUCAAGAGUGACCGUGUGGCGAAGAUGGUCCAGAGUGGAGGCUUCUCAGCCAAUGACUGCAGGGAGGUCUUCAAGCGGCACAUCGAGAAGCGCGUCCGCAGCCUUCCCGAGAUCGACGGCCUGAGCAAGGAGACGGUGCUGAGCUCCUGGAUGGCCAAGUUUGACACCAUCUACCGUGGAGACGAGGACCCGCGCAAGGCGCAGCAGCGCAUGACGGCCAGCGCCGCCUCCGAGCUCAUCCUCAGCAAGGACCAGCUGUACGAGAUGUUCCAGAACAUUCUGGGCAUCAAGAAGUUUGAGCACCAGCUGCUUUACCAAGCCUGCCAGUUGGACAACCUGGAUGAGCAGGCUGCUCAGAUCAGACGAGAGUUGGACGGACGUCUUCAGAUGGCAGACCAGAUUGCCCGGGGUGGAAAGUUCCCCAAGUUUGUGUCCAAAGAGAUGGAAGCAAUGUACAUCGAAGAGCUCAAAUCAUCAGUGAACCAGCUGAUGGCCAACCUGGAGAGCAUGCCCGUGUCCAAGGGGGGAGACUUCAAACUGCAGAAGCUCAAGCGGGGCCACAACACGUCCAUCAUAGACAUGGGCCAGGAGGACGAGAACACACUGUCCAAGUCUGACGUGGUGCUCUCCUUCACCCUGGAGGUGGUCAUCAUGGAGGUGGUGGGCCUCAAGUCUCUGGCUCCUAACAGGAUUGUCUACUGCACGAUGGAGGUGGAGGGGGGAGAGAAACUCCAGACAGACCAGGCUGAGGCCUCCAAGCCCACCUGGGGGACCCAAGGGGACUUCACUACCACACACCCUCUCCCUGCUGUCAAGGUGAAACUGUUUACAGAGAGCACCGGAGUGCUGGCACUGGAGGACAAGGAGCUGGGCAGGGUUGUUCUUCACCCAACCCCUAACAGCCCCAAGCAGUCUGAGCUGCAUAAGAUGGCCUUGACCAAGGCCUGCCCUGACCAUGACCUGAAGAUCAAACUGGCCAUCCGCAUGGACAAACCCCAGAACAUGAAGCAUUCUGGGUACUUGUGGGCAUUUGGCAAAAAUGUGUGGAAGCGCUGGAAGAAGCGAUUCUUCGUACUGGUGCAGGUGAGCCAGUACACGUUUGCCAUGUGCAGCUACAGAGAGAAGAAAUCUGAGCCUCAGGAAUUGCUGCAGCUGGACGGCUACACUGUGGACUACACUGACCCACAGCCUGGCCUGGAUGGUGGCAGAUCUUUCUUCAACGCCGUGAAGGAGGGAGACACUGUCGUCUUCGCCAGCGACGACGAGCAGGACCGUAUCCUGUGGGUGCAGGCCAUGUACCGGGCCACAGGCCAGUCCCACAAACCCGUCCCCCCCACCCAGGUCCAGAAACUCAACUCCAAGGGGGGGGCCGCAGCUCAGAUGGAUGCUCCCAUUUCUCAGUUCUCUGGACUCAAGGAUGCAGACAGAGCUCAGAAACACGGCAUGGAUGAGUUUAUCUCCGCUAACCCCUGUAGCUUUGACCACGCCUCCCUGUUUGAGAUGGUGCAGCGCCUCACCCUGGACCACAGGCUCAAUGACACCUUCUGUUGCUUGGGAUGGUUCAGUCCAGGUCAGGUGUUUGUCCUGGAUGAGUACUGCGCCAGGAAUGGAGUGCGGGGGUGUCACAGACAUCUCUGUUACCUGCGCGAUCUGCUGGAGAGGGCGGAUAACGGGGCCAUGAUUGACCCCACCCUGCUUCACUACAGUUUCGCAUUUUGCGCCUCUCAUGUCCAUGGCAACAGGCCAGAUGGAUUGAGCACGGUCAAAGUCGAUGAAAAAGAGCGCUUUGAAGAAAUCAAAGAGCGGUUGCGAGUGAUCCUGGAAAACCAGAUCACACAUUUCAGAUACUGCUUCCCUUUUGGCCGUCCUGAGGGAGCACUGAAGGCUACCCUGUCUCUGCUGGAGAGGGUGCUGAUGAAGGACAUAGUAACCCCUGUCCCACAAGAGGAAGUUAAAGGGGUAAUCCGCAAAUGUCUGGAGCAGGCUGCUCAGCUUAACUACCAACGGAUCACAGAAUAUGCUAAGAUUGAAGGGAAAAAGAGGGAAAUGUAUGAGCACCCUGUCUUCUGCUUGGCGUCACAAGUGAUGGAUUUAACCAUCCAGAACGUAGGCCGCUUAGUCACGCCUGCCAAAAAACUGGAGGAAACUAUUCGCCUGGCGGAGUUAGUCAUAGAGGUCCUCCAGCAGAACCAGGAGCACCACGCUGAGGCGGCAGUCACAAGUUCUGGAGAUCAAUCGGCCUUCGCCUGGUGGACAGACCUCAUGGUGGAGCAUGCUGAGAACUUCCUGGCCAUGUACGCUGUAGACAUGGAUGCUGCCCUGGAGAUCCAGUCUCCUGAGAGCUGGGACAGCUUCCCUCUCUUCCAGCUGCUUAAUGACUUCCUACGAACUGACUAUCACCUGUGCAAUGGAAAGUUCCACAAACACCUGCAGGACCUGUAUGCUCCUCUGGUGGUUAGAUAUGUGGACCUGAUGGAGUCUUCCAUCGCACAGUCAAUUCACAGGGGCUUUGAGCGAGAGUCAUGGGAGCCUGUUAAGAGUUUAACAAGUAAUCUGCCCAAUGUGAAACUACCAAAUGUGAACCUCGAAAUUCCCAAAGUACCAAAUCUGCCAGUGCCAGUAGCAGGACUAUCAGUUAACCUUCCACAAAUGCCUAGCUUUUCCACCCCGUCAUGGAUGGCAGCUAUAUAUGACUCUGACAACGGUUCUGGGGCAUCAGAGGACAUGUUCUGGAAGCUGGAGGCCCUGCAGACCUUCAUCAGGGACCUCCACUGGCCCGAGGAGGAGUUCGCCAAGCACCUGGACAACCGCAUGAAGCUCAUGUCCAGUGACAUGAUUGAGAACUGCGUCAAACGCACCAGGAUGGCGUUUGAGUCCAGGCUGACCAAGAGCAGCAGGUCCACAGACUUCCGCAUCUCUCCAUCCAUCUGCACCAUGUAUAACGUGAUGGUGGACGCCAAGGACCAGUCAGCCAAGCUGUGCGCCAUGGAGAUGGGGCAGGAGAAACAGUACCAUGCUCAGAUAGAUGAACUGAUUGAGGAGACCGUGAAAGACAUGAUCUCCCUACUGGUUGCAAAGUUUGUGGUCAUUCUCGAGAGUGUGUUGGCUAAGAUUUCAAGAUAUGAUGAAGGAACUCUUUUCUCCUCUUUCCUUUCAUUCACGGUGAAAGCAGCAUCCAAGUAUGUGGAUGUCCCUAAGCCUGGGAUGGAUGUUGCCGACGGCUACGUGACCUUUGUGCGCCACUCUCAGGACAUGCUGCGUGAUAAGGUCAAUGAGGAGGUGUAUAUAGAAAGGUUAUUUGAUCAAUGGUACACUGCCACCAUGAACCUGCUGGGGACCUGGCUGACCGAGCGCAUGGAGCAGCAGCUUCACGUCUACCAGCUGAAGAUCCUCAUCAGGAUUGUGAAGAAAAAGUACCGUGACUUCCGCCUGCAGGGGGUGCUAGACUCCACCCUGAACAGCAAGAUGUAUGACACGGUGAGGAACCGGCUCACCCUGGAGGAGGCCACUGCGUCCGUGAGGGAGGGAGGUAUGCAGGGCAUCUCCAUGAAGGACAGCGAUGAGGAGGAUGAAGACGAUGACUAGAGCGCCUGCACUGACUCCAUCCCCUCGCUCCUCCCCCGUCUCCCUGUCACCCCCUCGCUCCUCCCCUGUCUCC